This is a messenger RNA of Cololabis saira (Pacific saury), 5112 nucleotides long. It is a transcript of the gene klhl24a, whose product is annotated as kelch-like family member 24a. The transcript has 8 exons. The coding region runs from base 292 to 2094 and encodes 600 amino acids. Gene Ontology annotation, molecular function: protein binding. The record is from RefSeq and is a predicted model, not a curated record. Lineage: Eukaryota; Metazoa; Chordata; Actinopteri; Beloniformes; Belonidae.
UUUCUUGACAAGUAUAUAUAUGGGCGCUCUGUUUACAACAAAGUUAGCCAAUUCGAAGUGCUUGUUUUUGUCCUUUAUUACAGCCGUCAAAAUGUCUCGGUUGUGUAACAAAGGCCAUAUUCUUUUAUAACGGAAGAUACAAACGGAAGAUAUUGUCAAACAUAGUUCUUAAAAAAAAAAAAUCAGGGCAGAUUUGUUUUUCACAAUAUUUUUUCCCUUCACCCGUAACAGAAAAGGAGGAAGCAUCAUCUGAAAACUUCUUUAAAAAGGUCUGAAUUGAAGGAAGCCGCAAUGGUGUUGAUUUUGGGAAGGAGGAUGAACAGGGAGGACUCUGGGAUCAGGGACUCACCAGCUGUCAAACGCAAGGUGUUUGAGGUUGAUCCUAAAACCUUAGGAAGUCAGGAUAUCUUGGACUUCUGCUCUGGCUCAUCGCACUCAGAGGCCAUCCUGCAGGUGUUCAAUGAGUUUCGUGACUGCCGCCUUUUCACUGAUGUUGUCAUCAGUGUCCAGGGUCGUGAGUUCCCCUGCCACCGCGCUGUCCUCUCUGCCUGUUCAUCCUACUUCAGAGCCAUGUUCUGCAACGAUCACCGCGAGAGCCGAGAGAUGCUGGUAGAAAUCAAUGGUAUCCUGGCAGAGGCUAUGGACUCGUUCCUCACCUAUGUUUACACAGGCCGUGCCAAGAUCACCACUGAGAAUGUCCAGUUCCUCUUUGAAACCUCCAGCCUCUUCCAGAUCACCACACUGCGUGAUGCUUGUGCAAAGUUCCUAGAAGACCAGCUUGACCCAUGCAACUGCCUGGGCAUCCAGCGUUUUGCAGAUGCACAUGCCCUGAAAACGCUAGCCGGCCGAUGUCGCAGUUAUGCCAUGGCCAACUUCUCAGAGGUGGCACAGCAUGAGGAGUUCCUUGAUCUUCGCAAAGAAGAACUUGAAGAGUACAUUAACAGUGACGAACUGUGCGUUGGUAAGGAGGAGAUGGUGUUUGAGGCAGUCAUGCGAUGGGUCUAUCACAGUAUGGAGCACAGGAAGCCCAUUCUGAAGGCUUUGCUGCACCAUGUCCGGUUGCCCCUGCUGCAUCCCAACUACUUUGUCCAGACAGUUGAGGGAGACCAGCUCAUCCAGAAUGCUCCAGAGUGCUAUCAGCUUCUCCACGAAGCCAGACGCUACCACGUGUUGGGAAAUGAAAUGAUGUCACCCAGAACCCGUCCACGCAGGUCGACUGGCUACUCAGAGGUGAUUGUGGUGGUAGGUGGCUGUGAGCGGGCUGGCGGAUUUAACCUGCCCUACACUGAAUGCUAUGAUCCAGUCACAGGGGAAUGGAAAUCAUUGGCAAAACUACCAGAGUUCACCAAAUCUGAGUAUGCUGUCUGUGCAUUGCGCAAUGACAUUCUGGUGUCAGGUGGCCGUAUCAACAGCAGGGAUGUGUGGAUGUACAACUCCCAGCUCAAUCUCUGGAUCAGAGUGGCUUCUCUUAACAAAGGCCGCUGGCGACACAAAAUGGGCGUCCUUCUGGGCAAGGUCUAUGCUGUGGGAGGCUAUGACGGCCAGACCCGCUUGAGCAACGUGGAGUGCUACGAUUCCUUCUCGAAUCGCUGGACAGAAGUGGCUCCCAUGAAAGAGGCCGUCAGCUCUCCGGCCGUGGCCAGCUGCGCCGGCAAGCUCUUUGUCAUAGGAGGGGGGCCGGACGACGAAACCUGUUCAGACAAGGUUCAGUGCUACGAUCCAGAAACAGAUACGUGGUUGCUGCGUGCCAACAUCCCUAUUGCCAAGCGCUGCAUCACAGCAGUGUCCCUCAACAACCUGGUGUACGUUUGCGGCGGCCUCACCAAGUCCAUUUUCUGCUACGACCCUGCAGAGGACUACUGGAUGCAUGUGGUCCACACAUUUAACAAACAGGAGAGCUGUGGCAUGUCGGUGUGUAACGGCAAAAUCUUCAUCCUCGGUGGCCGAGGGGAGAGUGGUGAAGCCACAGACACGAUUCUGUGUUACGACCCCGCAACGGGCAUCAUGACAGGUGCUGCAGCCAUGCCGCGGCCCAUCUCCUACCAUGGCUGUGUCACCAUCCACCGCUACAAUGACAAGUAUUACAAGUCAUGACCAUAAACCCAGGCAGACCCAUGUUCUUACAUGCAAGGACACACUAAGGAACAUAAACUCUUUAAGUACACCACAUAUGCAACUGUACACGUUUUUAAUGACAGAUAAAUGGUUCAAAUUGGUUCAAUCCACAGCACCAAUGAGCUCAUUUAUUUUAUUCACCGCAUCCUGUAGCAUUGCUCACUGUGGCUGUGACUCUUUUGUUAAUGUCCCCACUAGUGAUCACCCUUCUGUUGAAAUGUGAAACGGCUAAUAAUGCUCAUCAUGUCUUGAGUAGAAUCUGAGGUGAAGUGGAAUCAGAUCAGUAUGGUAGAUGUUUGUUUAUCACUACAAAGUUGGGAAGUAAUCCAUCAUGUAUGACUCCUAAUAUUUUGGAAACUACUUGUUGAUUUAAAUAUUUUACUGAAUAUGUUCAGUAUCCAUUAGACUCUAAUGAUUAGAGAAUAGAUUGCAGUUUUGCUUAGAGGAGAAUAUUUAGUUUUUAGUACACUUUUAUGAACACUUACAGAACUUUCGACAUUACAAAGAGAAAUUGAAUAAUCAAUAGUGUACAGAAUCACAGAAAUUUUAAUUGACAGCAUGUGCCUUAAAAAUGAAAUUUUAAAAUGCCUAGAAUGCCUUUGUGUCAUAUUAGGAAUUGUUCAUCAACUUUGAUUUAUAUCAUGCUACCAGUUAUUGUAAGCAGGCCAUUCAUUUACUUCCCAACAUUGUGCAUGUGUCUAGGAUCCUGAUAGAGGAUGAGAUGAUCACAGAUAAGGGUGAUUACCAAAUACAUUGCUGAAAAUCACACCUCAAACAUACCCAAACAGAGCAAAAAUCAAUACGUCUGCACAGGAAUAUCCCUUUUUGAGACACAAUAAUCAUUCCUUCAGACAGAUAAAUGACCAUGUAAAUAUUUAGCCUGGUCAUCUAAACCUGUACCAACUGCACUCCAUAGAAAUAUGUCCACAGCGUAACCCAGCACUAAGAAUACAAAGAAGUGCUGUCUUCUGCAUUCAUAUUUAAGGUAUUUAAGAAAUGUGGAUGACAGCUACAGCUACUCUCUCAUCACCAGUCACAUUUCUGACUCGCUCUCACCUCUUCACCUAAGAUUUAAGAAAUGAGAUAAAGAGCUAAGCCUGUGCAGGAAUAUUUGCAUGCAGCCACUGCCUGCUCUGCCUCACUGUUUUCAUUUCAUCAAAACGUCAACUUCUCACUUCCCUGUUCCUUAUGUGUCAUCACCUCACAUUUUUAAGAUUGCCAUAUCUUUUUAUCAUUAUUAGAAUUAUUGUAACUCAUUUUCUCCUAUUUUCUUUUUUUUUAUACUUUUAAGUUAUACCUGUUUGUUCUUAUUUUUGUAUAAGUGUAUGUUAAUUGUAUUAUACAUAGCUUAAGUUAGUCAUAUCUUUAGAAGCUCAUUGGUAUACUGGGCUUGUGGGUGGAUUUUUUUUAGAUGUGAGAAGCGUUUGCAGAUCAAACUCAGACGGCUCUAAAUAAGUGAGUUGCAUGUCUGAUCUUUGUAUGUUUGAGGGUUUUUUUUUUACUCUGUCUGGAUGCGCCGUAGCCGAGAAAGUUCAUCUUAGCGUUGUAGUGUAACCGUUGCAUGACUGCUAACUUCUCCUAAUAGAGCUCUUAUUGCUGAUGCAAGCGCCUCUCACCUGAACAUUUACAUGUAAAGAUGUAACUAAGGGGUAACCAGGGAUUCCUCCAGGUGCGUAUGUCUGUAUCUGUGUUUACUGGUCAGCAAAGGUGUGUAGCAAUGUUUUACCUCACACAACAGAGGGUUGAGAGUUCUGAAUGACAAGGGUUAUGGAUGUGUAUCUCAUGGUCAGUAAAUUCACUUUUUACUGCAGUUGGUGUUGAUAGUGUAGAGAAAUUGCUGUGAAUAUAACGUUUAAUAUGUUUUCUGUGUGUAAAUAUAUCUUUCUCUGUCUCUUUUUUUUUUUUCAUAUUGUGUUUAUAAAACAAAGAGCCCCAAUUGUGCACUUUGAGAAAAUCCUCUUAAAUGUAGAAUUACAAAAAUUAUUUUUUAUUUUUUUAUUUUACUUGAUCAGUGAAUGUUCUUUGCUUUGGUGUGAUGUAUGGAUGAGAUGGUAAAAGGUCUGUCAGCUCCUCCUUGGUCACUACUUAUCUUUUUCUAGUGUUUUCAGAGAAACAACAAAGGAGUGAGUUUGAAUUUUAAACUUUUCAUGUCAGGAUGGCAAAGGUGGUCUAUGUUCUUCACUAUUUAGGAGUCCAGAGUAUAUCGUAGAAACUUCACAGAUUGUGUAUCCAGUUGUCACUCCCAGUGACAAAAGGUGGGGUAUUUAGUUUUAUUAAUCUGUCAGUUAUGCUCCUGGAUGGAUGAGUUCAGUACCAGGCCUUAAACAGUACCAUAUGUUGGAAAUAAAACACCCCCCUGGCAGAUCUAAACUCCUUUUCAGAGUGAAACAGAGUAACUGAGGAGGCCAACAGGAUGAGUGUAUGUGUGUGCCUUUGAUUUCACUGAGUAUUUACUCAAACUGGGACACAAACACUGUCCUACUAAGUUGAUUUAUUUGCUUUCAUUAUAUAAUAUGUUGAUGUUCUCAUUUAUUGUGUGCUUUUGAUAGUCUUUCUUUUUUUUCCUUGAUGUGGUGAGUUGCGUAUUUGUGUUGCUGUCGAUGUCGGUGAAAUACUGCAAAACAUAACUUUAAGAGUGGAUUGUUAAAAGUUAAUCACCAAAUUAAUAUGAAUGCACAUAUCAGCAAAAAGUAGAUUUGAUUCACGCCCAAAGGUUGUUUUGUUGAAAAAAAUCAGUCAUGCGAGAUGGAAGCUUUAACCUUUUAAAUACUGUUGUUGGCCUUAAAAGAAUAAAACGGGUGGAUCAUUAAAUCAGACCCUCAUUUUGUAAGCUUUUAUUACUGUAUGCAUGCUGUAACCGUUUAGUACCACUUUAUUAUUCUUUUCUCUCUGUCAGACUGCCAGAAAGCUUUGGAUUGUAAACUACAGUAUGUUGAAAUGUAAUGGUUGACUUUUCUAAAAGAAACAUCAAUAAAGUUUUUUUCUCUUUGUGUAUCA